Messenger RNA from Geodia barretti, 582 nucleotides. NCBI's taxonomy places the organism in Eukaryota, Metazoa, Porifera, Demospongiae, Tetractinellida, Geodiidae. The record is from the annotation of a GenBank genome assembly.
AUGGACAUCUCCCGUCGCACGUUCCUGAAGGCCUCGGUCACCGGCGGCCUCGCGGUCAGCGCUCUCGGUUUCGAUUUGCGUCCGGCGCACGCCGCGGUCCGCCAGCUCAAGAUCGGCAACGCCACGGAGUACCGGACCGUCUGUCCGUACUGCGCUGUCGGCUGCGGGACGAUCGCCUACGUUCACGGCAGCGGUGGUCUCAACACGAAGAACACCGUCAUCCACGUCGAGGGCGAUCCCGACAGCCCGAUCAACGGCGGGACGCUCUGCCCGAAGGGCGCGUCGCAGAUGCAGCUCGCGAUCAGCCCGCGGCUGCGGCACCAGCCGCUGCUGCGCCGGGCGGGUGCGUCGGAGUGGGAAGAGGUCGACUGGGACACGGCGAUGGACUGGUUCGCGCGCAAGUUCAAGGACUCGCGCGAUGCCUCGUUCCGCGAACGGGACGACCAGGGCCGCGUCGUCAACCGCGCCGACGGGAUCGCCUGGGUCGGCAGCGCCACCGUCUCGAACGAGGACGCCUACCUCAUCACGAAGACGAUGCGCGCCAUGGGCCUGGUCUACAUCGACCACCAGGCCCGCAUAUGA